UUCUUUUUCCCUAUUUUUUUUAAUUAUUUAAGUAUGUGAUAACACUGUUAACCUAGACAUUAGUCUGGGCUGUUGCAAAGCUGGAUAUUUGACACGUUCGAAUAAUAAAUCCUUUAUUGCUUCCAAAAAAUUAUUAUAUUGCAUUUCACCGGAUGUAUAAAUGUGAAGCAUCCGCUUGGCGUUUCCUCUCACUACCAGCCCAGUGGGAGAAAUUGGAACGAGAUGGAUUUUCUGCACAUUUUCUCAUCGAUUAAACGUUUGAUGUCAAUACAGUUUUCUGUUUGCAAAACUAAAAUAUGUUCUGUACAGAGUGAACUAAUUUUUGUCGAAAUUACCCUUUGCAAAAUAUGUUUUAAAAAAUAGCGUUGUUUAUGAGUGAAAAGGCGAAUUUAGUUAUUACACACAUUCGAAUCACAGAGUCGGCGUUCCCUAACGGAAAUAUGCAAAUUCUUGCUAGAACACACCAAUAGGAUCUCGCUAGCUCGUGCUUGGCUCUGCCCACCUCCCUGUUUGUUCUGCCCACUAUGACUAAUUUGUUCCAAUUUGACACGACAGGCUGUGGUCUAUCUUGGUUUAGUUAAAAAUCUUCCUAGUCAGAUUUGUUUCCUCCCACAAUGUAUCAAUGCUAACUGUUUUUGUCUAGGGACAGGUUUAGGAGAUCAGUGGCAGUGCGCAUGUGGUUGUGGAUGAUUCAGCGAGAGUCGAGUCCAGUGAGCAGAGCAACUGAGAGCACUUGACAGCGGCGAGCUUAGCAACACUAGCUAGCUACUGAACAAGCGAAACAAGCGUUUUUUUCGGACAAUGAAUAUUUGACAAGAAAUUUGAAUGAACAAAUGACCAGUAGGAGAGAGGCGAUGACAAAACCUUGAUGCUUUGGUGGACCAUACAUAGACAUACGCCUGGCUGAAGAAAAUAAAAACAUCUGCUUCAGGGAAAGGUGUUAAUCUUACUUGACAACUAGCCAUAAUGUUUUGGAUUUGACUUGCUCAGUCAUCAAUAUGGUGCUUUCAUAUCAAGCAGUGUUUGUAAGGUCAUUUAACUGAAUUUUUUUUUUGAGGUAACUAGCUAGCUAGCCAGGCUACUGCUUGCUUGAAUUUGCUAGCUAGCUUACUAGCCAACGUUAGCAAUUGGACCUGCACUUGGUAUUCAAUCAAACCAGCCGAUUCAGUCGUCAAUUCGGGAAUUUGCGGUCGUGCAUGUUAAUGCAUCAUCAUCUGUUUCAAUAGCUCUGCCAGCCCAGCACACCCAUGAUCCAGCAGGCAGCUGAUGGAAGAUCCGGUUCCCAACGUGCCCACCAUGGUCUCCAGGCUGCCCAAGUUUGGCUCGCGCCCCACGGCUGUGGCUGCCACCGCCCCACUGACCAAUGGGACCCGCCACCACCCUGCCUCCAGCACCACGGGCAAAGGGUUACCCACUGCCACCACCAGGCAGAACGGAACAAUCCGGAUGUCCUCCUCCUUCUCUCUGAAGUGGAAGAAGGGAAAAGGGGGAUACCCUGUGGAGAGGGGGGGGGACUCAUUGGAGGAGGACAGAACUGGAGCUGGGCAUCAACCCCGACAACCGCAGCACUUACCAAUGGUGGUACGGGAGAUUAAGAAGCCGUCUAGCAUGCCUGCCACAGUUAAGGUACAGGGGUGUGCUUCCACCUUCCCCAGGACUAUACGCUCCAGAACUGGGUCUCGCGGGGCUGUCCCCAAACAGGCCUUGUCUGGACAGAGUCUCGGCAAUGGCAAAGUGGGUCUCAAAGGCCAGGCGGGUGGUGGUGGGCGGUCUGGGACCGGUUCAGUCAGGCGGGGUCAAAGCUGUGGUUCUCCCCACAGCAACCUGACCAGCAGCCUGUCCCAGUCCAGCGACAGCCUGGAGACUGCCACAGAGGAGAACAUGGUGCGGUCCCAGAGCCUCACCCACGUCAAGAGGAUCCCCUCCUCCACCGAGCCACCCAUCAUCCGCUCCUACUCCUUCAACAGGUCCUCGGAGCUGGCCAAGGAGCUGCCCAGGCCUCUAGCCAAGUCCCCGCUGGUCAAGACAUCUCCCCUGGCCAGACCAACCCCUGUGCUGAGUAGUGGGGGGAGAGGAAAAGGCCUACAUCUUAGUAAGUGUGGACCUAGACCAGUGCCAGGCAGGGCUGGGUUGGAAACAACUAGCUGCAUCUUGCCACCCAUCACACUGAGGAAGUCCUUACUACCUAGUUCAGCCUCCUCCACCACCAAGUCUUCGGCCCUCAGCUACAGGCUUACACGACCCUCCCUCAUCAAGCAGCCUUACCUUGUCCUGGCCCCCACCUCCCAGAAGGUCCAUGGCAACAGAAAGGAAAGCGAGGGGAGGAGGAACUCGGUGGAGAUGCCCACUGUCACCCCAGACCUGACAAGCAUCACUGACAGCCCAGGGAGUACCCCAGAGGGCCUGCUAGAGGAGCCUGUGGCCCCCAGUGGUGUCCAUUCCCUGGGAGAAGGCCUGGAGGACAUGUCACUCUCCUCCACCUCCUCCCUGGAGCUCAACGACACCAGCGAGGAGUACAUGGACGAUUUUGACAACCUGGGAAAUGGAGGAGACGGCAUUCUGCUGCUCCCGGCCCAGAACGGAAGGCUCGAUCAAUCACAGCCUGACUUGGAUGAUGACAACGCAGACGUCAACCGACGGCACGGUGGAACCUCCAUGACUGGCCUUCACAGCUUCCUGUCUGACAGUGUGGACUGGGCCAGGAUGGGACUCACUGGGGGGUUGUCUCGGCGUACUAGCCAGGCCCUGUCUGGGGGUGCAGAAUACCCCCUUGGCUCAUCUCUGGACCUGUCCCCCUCAGACUCUGGCUCGGGGGGGACCUACAUGUGGGACGAGGAGGGUCUGGAGGCCCUUGGGACCAUCACACACCCCUGUGGGAGUUACGACUCAGACCUCAACAGCAUGGAUAUACUCAACAACCUGGACAACCUGGAGUCUGGGUGUGACCUGGAUGACGAUGACCUCAUGCUGGACGAUGACCUCCCUGCGCAUGGCUCCUUGCACAGUGAUACUGAUGGGAUGUCCCAUCUGACCCACUGGAGAAGACAGCUCUGUUGGAAUGCAGAGGAUCACCUCCACAAUGACAACCGUAGUGACGUUGGGUUCCAGCCAUAUGAUGGGUACCAGGGCACAGGCUUGUCAGGCCUUCAUCAGGCUGUGGAGCUGGACGAGCUGACUCUGAAACACAUGGCGGAGGACUGCUGCUCUGUCAAGACCCAGCUAGAACACCUGAAGCUACUGCUGCAGGUGGAGGUUGGUAGUGAGAUGGACAACACUCUGGAUACAUUGAGUCCAGAAUCCAGAGAGGACCCCAUUCGAGCUCGACAGGUAGAGGAGCUGUUGAAGGAGGUGCAGGAGCUGAGAGAGGAGCUGAGAAGUAAAGAUAGGAUCAUUGCUCAGCUCACCAAGCAUGUGGCUGUUCCUGUCGAGCCCACGAGAUGCCACUGCCAGCAGCACAGGGAUGUGGAAAGUGUGACGGUGACCUACCAUGACAAGGCCACACAGACUCCACCGUGGAGGGGACAUGCUCCUCAAAUACUACAGCCUUCCAGGCCAUGGCCCAACAGCGUGCAGCAACCUCAACCCCAGGAAAGACUAACAAGCUCAGCCCACACCGAGGCCCCCCGAGACUCCUCCAACCCAGGCUGUGGGGACCCGGCCAAAAUGAUUCCUGCCCCUAGCCUCCCGCAGUCCCCCGGCUCUCUGAAAACAGCCUCCAUCCCUAAAAGGCCACAGGAAGGCCCCAUAACCAACUCCACCCAGACGUCCAUGGCAGGCUUCCCCAGGGUGGUGAGAGGAAUCCAGUUUAGGAGCAGUCUCAGGCCGGGCUUCACAACUCCACAGUCCAGGCUGCUCCCACCUCUCUUCAGAGGUCUGCCCUGCUACAGCUCCGCGAACCAGGCCUCUGCCUCCUCCCAGAGCCCUGCACUGCCGGCCUGCCCCCGGACCAAAGCACCCAGACAGACUCCAGGCCUCAGAGAACCAGAGAUUGGCGGGCUCAAGGCCAGAGGUCUAGUCCAUCCCAGCCUCUUACGACUUCCCAAGCCAAAGAGCCACUGACUGCUAUCUCUCAACUCUCAAACAUUGCCAUGUAGCAAGACCACUCAGCACCACCUUCUGCCCAUUCAAACCCAAAAGAUCUGACUUCUUCUAAAGGCUUCCAGGCCUCACCUCAGCAAGGUUACCGUGUCUACCCUGUAAGAAUGGAAGACUUGUAGAUUAUAUCCGAAAUAACAAACUAGGUGUUUCAAGCCCUGAAUGCUGAUUACCUGACAGCCGUGGUAUAUCAGACCGUAUACUACG
Messenger RNA from Oncorhynchus kisutch (coho salmon), 4302 nucleotides. RefSeq names its product coiled-coil serine-rich protein 2b (gene ccser2b). Bases 1267 to 4059 code for a protein of 930 amino acids. NCBI's taxonomy places the organism in Eukaryota, Metazoa, Chordata, Actinopteri, Salmoniformes, Salmonidae. Gene Ontology annotation, cellular component: microtubule cytoskeleton. The record is from RefSeq and is a predicted model, not a curated record. Gene Ontology annotation, biological process: microtubule bundle formation. The transcript is spliced from 10 exons. Gene Ontology annotation, molecular function: microtubule binding.